CUGAGCUACAUCUGGGUGAUAGGACAUAUACCAAAGAGAGAUCACAACCUAGAAACCCCAAACCUCUGUAUUCUGACAUCUUUAUCAAGGGGAGGUGGGUAGAGUACAUGAGUCUCCUGUGAUAUUCUCCCAAGAUAUAGUCUGGCCCUUGUUUUCAAUAUCUAUUGAGGUCUCAAUGCCUGUCGCUGUCCCAUCCAUCAACUCUGACUCUGCUAUGCAGCAAGUCAUGCAACCAUUUGAUCUCCCUCCAUCCUCUGAUCUGGACCUAAUCUUCCUUAAAGGCAUCAUGGAGAGCCCAGUGGCUCAUGAGCGUAUGGAAGAGACAAGAUUGGAAGCUGUGAGGGAGAACAACCUGCAGCUGGUACAGGAGAUACUCCAGGAUAUGGCUGGAGUGAGGGACCCAAGUGGAGCAGCUGCUGAGUUGCAGAAGAUCCUUCAAGAACCUCAUUUCCAGUCUCUUUUGCAAACUCAUGACUCUGUGGCAUCCAAAAAUUAUGAGACCCCUCCUCCUAGUCCAGUCAUGGAUCCCACUCUGAGCAACCAGCCAGUUCCGCCUGAUGCUGUGCGUAUGGUGGGAGUAAGAAAGAAUGCAGGAGAACAUUUGGGAGUGACUUUCCGUGUGGAAGGCGGUGAACUUGUGAUUGCCAGGAUCUUGCAUGGUGGCGUGAUUGACCAACAGGGUCUUCUACAUGUGGGUGAUGUCAUCAGAGAGGUGAAUGGUCGGGAAGUGGGGAGUGACCCACAGGCCCUACAAGAAAUGCUUCGGGAAGCCAGUGGGAGUGUGGUGUUAAAAAUUCUUCCAAGCUACCAAGAGCAACACCCUCUACGCCAGGUAUUUGUAAAAUGUCACUUCAGCUAUGACCCCUCUAAUGACAGCCUGAUUCCAUGUAAAGAAGCAGGUUUGGCUUUUCAAGCAGGAGACCUGCUGCAGAUCGUCAAUCAGGAAGAUCCCAACUGGUGGCAGGCAUGCCUAGUGAAGGGAGGAACUGCUGGACUCAUUCCUAGCCAGUUACUGGAGGAGAAGAGAAAAGCUUUUGUUAAAAGAGAUGGAGAGCUAGGCCCAAAUUCCAGUGCCCUAUGUGGAAGUAUGGGAGGGAAGAAAAAGAAGAGGAUUAUGUAUGUAACCACAAAAAACGCAGAGUUUGAUCGCCAUGAACUUCUCAUAUAUGAAGAGGUUGCAAAGAUGCCCCCUUUCCGAAGGAAGACCCUCAUUCUGAUUGGUGCACAGGGCGUGGGAAGGAGAAGCCUAAAGAACAAACUUCUAACCUCAGACUCGUUAAGAUAUGGCACCACUACACCUUACACCUCUAGAAAAAGGAAAGAAGGAGAGUGGGAUGGUCAGUCGUAUUCCUUUGUGUCUCGAGCUGAAAUGGAGCAGGACAUAAAGGCUGGGCGAUAUUUAGAGCAUGGAGAAUACGAGGGCAAUCUGUAUGGUACAAAGAUUAGCUCCAUACAGGAAGUGGUGGCAUCAGGAAAAAUGUGUGUGCUGGACGUGAAUCCACAGGCAGUGAAAGUCCUCAGAACUGCUGAAUUUGUACCAUAUGUUGUUUUUAUCGGGGCUCCAGAUUUUGACACCCUUAAAUCUAAUAAUCUGGGUGCAGUAGAGGCUGGUCUUACAGCUAAACAGCUAUCAGAUGGUGAACUCCUGCGCAUUAUAGAAGAGAGUGAACGCCUGCAACAGGCCUAUGGCCAUUAUUUUGAUCUCAGUUUGGUUAAUUCUGAUCUGGAUGAAACAUUUCAAGAACUUCAAGUGGCCCUGGAGAAACUGCGCACCGAACCCCAGUGGGUCCCCGUCAGCUGGGUCUACUAGAAUUCUUUACUGCCUAUAUAUUCUUUCCCUAAACAUUCCUGGAGCCAGACAAUAUGGAUGGACACUCUGAUUACCUCCUGGGUUUUAUCUCAAGAAACUCAAUUCCUCUUUAUUCCUACUACACACUGUACUUGUUCAGUUGUCUCAAAGUGCUCUUCCAUUCCUUUCCCUUACCUCAUCUUAUGUUCAUCAUGGUGAUUCUAUUAACCCUUACCCUGUUAUACUUUUUGGAUGCCAACCGUGGUUUUAAAAGUAGAUGAGGGUGUAUUUAAAAAUAUCUACAAUUGACAGGAAAAAUAGCAUAACAUACCGGGGGACAUUUAUCAAUAAUGGUGUAAUUUGUGCCAAAAAAUUACUAAAAUUACAAAUUAAGGCUGGUUUCACACGGGCGUUGCGGAUUGGGGCCGGAUGCGUUCAGGGUGCGUUCAGUGAA
This is a messenger RNA of Bufo gargarizans (Asiatic toad), 2243 nucleotides long. It is a transcript of the gene MPP2, whose product is annotated as MAGUK p55 scaffold protein 2. The transcript has 13 exons. Lineage: Eukaryota; Metazoa; Chordata; Amphibia; Anura; Bufonidae. The record is from RefSeq and is a predicted model, not a curated record. Gene Ontology annotation, molecular function: protein binding. Gene Ontology annotation, cellular component: cell-cell junction; plasma membrane. Bases 176 to 1810 code for a protein of 544 amino acids.